Messenger RNA from Varroa destructor (honeybee mite), 2481 nucleotides. It is a transcript of the gene 14-3-3zeta, whose product is annotated as tyrosine 3-monooxygenase/tryptophan 5-monooxygenase activation protein zeta. NCBI's taxonomy places the organism in Eukaryota, Metazoa, Arthropoda, Arachnida, Mesostigmata, Varroidae. The record is from RefSeq and is a predicted model, not a curated record.
AGCUGGUACCGCUGCUGCCAUUUUGUAUAGCGAGGUAAUUUUUUGGCGAUUUCUGGUGUUUUUGAGUCGUGCUCGCGGGUGCUGAGUGUGCCGAUAUGGACAAGGAGCAGCUUGUGCAGCAGGCGAAGAUCGCCGAGCAGGCCGAGAGGUACGAUGAUAUGGCGGCGGCGAUGAAGCAGAUCACAGAGAGCUCUCCAGAGCUGUCGAACGAAGAACGUAACCUUCUGUCGGUUGCGUAUAAGAACGUGGUUGGUGCACGCAGGAGUUCGUGGCGGGUUAUUUCUUCCAUCGAGCAAAAGACCGAAGGGUCGGAGAAGAAGCAGGCCAUGGCCAAAGAAUAUCGUGAGAAGGUUGAAAAAGAGCUCACCGAUAUAUGCCAGAGUGUGCUUGGUCUACUGGACCAGUUUCUGAUCCCAAAGUCGACGAACACAGAAUCUAAGGUAUUCUACCUGAAGAUGAAAGGCGACUAUUAUCGUUAUCUAGCUGAGGUUGCCACAGGUGAUCAGCGCACGUCUGUGGUCGAGGAGUCGCAGAAGGCAUACCAAGAAGCAUUUGAUAUCAGCAAGGGCCAGAUGCAGCCCACGCACCCGAUCAGACUUGGUUUGGCGCUUAACUUUAGCGUCUUUUUCUACGAAAUUCUCAAUGCACCUGACAAGGCGUGUCAACUGGCGAAGCAAGCAUUCGAUGACGCUAUUGCGGAGCUCGAUACGCUCAACGAGGAUUCAUACAAGGACUCCACACUGAUAAUGCAGUUGCUGCGUGACAACCUUACGUUGUGGACCUCGGAUACGCAAGGAGAAGAGGGAGCUGCACCCGAAGGAGACGCAAACUAGAACCAGCCACAUUCUCGUAAGUCUCCUGGCAGCGCGCCCUGUGUGUGCCCUCCCUUCACCCCAUUCCGAGGAGUCGUCGAUUUGAUAGGGACAUAAAUUACAUCUCUCCAGGAGGGCUCGAUCGGCAUCGUCAAAUUGAAAAAACCACAAUAACAAACAAACAGUCACACAAUUGCAAUCCGAAAAAAAAAAGCCUUGGUUCCAACACUAAUAAUUAAAAUAAUAGUACACACCUUAAUAAAAUGAAAAUAUAUAUAUAUAUAUAUAUAUAAAUGAUGAUGAUUAUGGAAUGUAUUUUGCUGGUAACGAAUUGUUUCGUAGCCAGACAAAGAUGACAAACAAGUACACAGACAUACACUGUACCGCAUGAGAGACAAAAUAAAUACCAGCGGAUAGCUGGAAGAAUGAUUAAUCAAGGUAGAUGUAAUUGAAAUAAAAGCGAUAAAGUUAAUUUCAGUUCUUCAAACAGAAAAAUCAACAUUUAACACUUCACAGUUAAAGCGAGAGAGCGAAUCAGAGAGAGAAAGAGCGUAUGCGCAUAAGUCGAAAAACAAAAUAAAGACAAUAUAAUACUUAUACUAAAUAAAACAGAUUUCUAUUCUAUCUAAAGGAACAACAAUAAACGAUAAACCACUGAAAUGUUUGAUUAUAUAUAUAUAUACAUAUAUAUAAUAUGCUAAAAAAGCUAUCCUUGAGUAAUAAUUAUGAAAUUAUUAGUGUGCGUUGGUUCUGAUGUGAUGCUCCAAUAACGACUAUGCUGAUACGAUGAUAAAGAAGGCAAAAUGCUAUACGAGAGAAUAAUGAAAGAACUAUAAUUAUGCUAGAUGAUGAUGAUGAUGACGGUGAUGAUGAGAAUGAGCGCAAGUGCAAGAGAGCGAGAGAAGAAAGCAUGAGAGAAAGGAACACCGCGGGUCUCCCAUAGACAACAACAUAACAGGAACACCGAAACACAAUCGCUCAGAUACACCACACGCAAAAACGAUCCUAGACCACGAUGCAAACAAAGCUGACGUAGUAGUUCAUAUAACAUACAACAGGUUGUUUACGGAAACCAAUGGAGUAUGCACGCCGCAAAACAUACGGAACAGCAGACGAGCAACAACGCUUACAAUAACACAAUCAACCAUUAAUUAAUAACCAGUUGGUGACGAGGUGGACAAAGACAAGGACGAUGCUAUGAAAACAUUGAGACAUGGAAAAAGACGGAAGGGUGAUGAUGCUGCUGAUAACAUUGCGUCGAUAUAAUAAUAGAUGAAAUAAGAAAUGCUGAUAAUAAUGAUGCUGAUUAUAUUAUAUAAAAAUAUAGAAAGAUUUCUAUCGUAAACGAGAAAAUAAUAGCGUGCAACCACACGAAGGAGGCUACUAAACAGAAUAUAGAGAGCGUACGUAAACCAUACAAAAAGCGAUACAAAACAACUAAAACGCAAGCGGACAAACAAACAAACAGACGAACGAAGCCCGAUAAACAAAGAUACGGACGUCGACAGCGGAGAAAGUGGCGAGGGAGCCCGCGAAAAAGCAAAAAAGCAUAAAACAACGUGAAGGUAAAAAUAAAACAGAUGGUAAUCGAAAACCACGCAGAUACACUCAAAUAUGGCACUCACAUAGAGAACAAGAAGCUAAUUGUGACACUUAACAAAAGGCGAAA